Molecule: messenger RNA, 2122 nt
Organism: Chelonoidis abingdonii (Abingdon island giant tortoise)
Lineage: Eukaryota; Metazoa; Chordata; Testudines; Testudinidae
Gene: CCDC51
Product: coiled-coil domain containing 51
Source: RefSeq, a predicted model, not a curated record
GAGACUGGUCAGCACUGCGCAUGCCCGAGAUAGGAGAGACAAGGGUGUGGAACCGCGGCACGCGCACAGAAGGGGGCAGCCGUGUGGUGGUUUUAAUCAGUGAUUGGAUUCAAUAUUUAGAUCUCAUGAGGUGUAAUGGUUCCAUAUCCUCAGUGUGGUAUGGCAUGCAAUAUCGCCAUUCGUUUAUACCGAGGAGCCAAAGAAUGAAUUUACAUGUAGUGAGGACUUACUGCUCACCAGUACCUAAGAGACCUGAGACUAAGACUGCAAUGGAAAUGGCCAUGAUACUUUUUCAUCGGAUGACAGACAUAGGGAAAGGUUUUGGAAGAAACUCCCUCAAAAGAAUCUCUACAACAGUCAAAAGUUGGUGGGAUAGAUAUGAAGAGUUUGUUGGUCUUAAUGAAGUUCGAGAUGCUCAAGGAAAAGUGACAGAGGCUGAAAAAGUGUUUAUGGUAGCUCGAGGGAUCGUACGAGAAGCUCGUGAGAGCUUAGAAGCCCAUCAAAUCAAACUGAAGGAAGUUCGCGAUCGUUUGGAUCGAGUAUCCCGGGAAGACACCCAGUACUUAGAACUGGCUACCCUGGAACACAGAUUGCUGCAGAGCAUCCCAAUGCCAGAGGGGAAGGAACUCACUGGUAUCAGAUUUUUUUUUUCUCUGAAGGCCUCACAAUCAUUCAUCUGCAUUCAGCUCAGACUGGUGGAAGAGAAGAGGUACCGAACUGCCUAUUUAAGUGCAGAGGAAUCUGAGCGGGAAAAAUUCUCUCUCUUCUCUGCAGCUGUGAGGGAAAGCCAUGAAAAAGAGAGAACAAGAGCAGAAAAAACAAAGAACUGGUCCAUUAUUGGUUCUGUACUGGGAGCUAUUAUCGGUGUCCUUGGUUCCACCUAUAUCAACCGAGUAAGGCUGCAAGAAUUAAAAGCCUUAGUUCUUGAAGCACAGAAGGGACCGAUAAGCUUACAGGAGGCCAUCAAAGAACAGGCGUCCCACCACUACAUACAACAGAAGGAUCUCAGUGACCUCAUUGUGACCCUGAGGAACAUGUUGGAAGCUGGGACUGGGACAGAAGGCACAAGUGCAUCAUUAAAAACAGACCCUCUUUUAGUUUCUUUAAAAGAACAUCUAAACUACUCUAAACAGGUCAGUUCCUGCAUGGGGAGUUUACAGCAGCAGCUUAGCACCCUGGAAGAAAGUUUAGGACAAAUUACUGCUGAGGUACAAAAUGUUAAACAUGCAGUUCAUUCUAGACCUGUGGAAAGAGUGGUGCUUGGCUCUUCAGCUGAAGUAAAAGGCCAGGCCUUAGCCGUGCAGGAUGUGAUUCUAGAAUUGUGUGAUGCAGAGCGGAGACUGGAAACGCAAAUCAAGAGAAAUUCAAUCUUCAGCACUGCACUAACAUGCGCUGUGUUUGCUGUUACUCUUCCUAUGUUAUACCUUUUAUUGAAAGGAAAUUAGUCUCCAGGGUGAGAAACAUAAUUUACUAGGUUAAUAAAAUUACAUUUGCACCCUAAACACUGGGAGUUAGUACCAGUCAAAAAAUCUGUAUUAACAGUUUCUAAUCUUGUUUUCUCCAUAAUUCAUAGAAAUGGAAAAUACAUUUGAACAUUUGGUCCUUCCCCCCUCGGCAGGCUUACUUUUUGCAGUAUUUUUUUUUCCUCUAGUGAUUUGUACAGUCGAGUUUAAAUGUCUCAAGCAAUGAGAGUUCCACAACUUCAUUUUGGUAGAUCCUUCUGCAAUUGUCUUUUCUAGUUUAUUCUGCAGUCUUGUAGAGCUUACUCUGAGAGACUGUUCCUCAUGCUCAGGUUUUUUUUUUUUUUUUUAACUUUUCAUUAUUUGUGUUUAUACUCUUUGGCUUCCAUAUAUAAUUCUCCCCCAUUCAAGCUUAUUACUUAUCCUAUUGAUUUUUCAAUUUGUCCAUACCCAAAACUCUGCUGGACAAUUUACCAAACAAAUAAAAUUUCUACCAUGAAGAUUAUCUAAAUUUUUAAAUAGGGUACAGUGAGUGGAAGUGACAAACAAUAGGGAUAGGAUGUCUAAGGAAGGAUGAAGGUUACAGUAAUAUGAUCUUGUGAUUACCCAUUCAGGGUGUGUACACAGCUUGAGGAUGCAAUUAAAAUAUUUUUGGUAACUUA